AUGCGAUGUAACCAUAAUCCUGAGACUGGGCUGCGGAACAAUGAUGGAUAUGCUGAGGCUGUGGUCCACAGUGCCGGACAGUCUAACACCGUAAACAACGCUCCUCAACUGUCAACCAUUCUGGUAGCUAGUGCACACGAACAGGAUCAGAUCCUUAUACGAACGGACCAACUGCUCAGAUGGUUGGACUCGUAUACGAAUAUCAACGGAAGCACGCUGGCAUGGCGCACUGCAAGAUACGGUUGCAACGAAACUCUAUAG
Parastagonospora nodorum SN15 is the source of this 261-nucleotide messenger RNA. RefSeq lists its product as hypothetical. NCBI's taxonomy places the organism in Eukaryota, Fungi, Ascomycota, Dothideomycetes, Pleosporales, Phaeosphaeriaceae. The transcript has 2 exons. Bases 1 to 261 code for a protein of 86 amino acids. The record is from RefSeq and is a predicted model, not a curated record.